UCUUGUCGCGAGAUUUCGGGCGCCUCUGCCGCUCCCUGGGCCGCCGCCUUAACCUGGGACGCAAACCUAGCCUUUCCCCUAGCCGGUCACCCACCCCGGCUUCACCGAGGCCCCGCUCCCCCAUCUCCGCCUCGCCGCCGCCAUGGCGGACCCUAAAUACGCCGACCUUCCCGGCAUUGCCAGGAAUGAGCCGGAUGUUUAUGAAACCAGCGACCUCCCUGAGGAUGACCAAGCCGAGUUUGAUGCGGAGGAACUGACAAGCACAAGUGUGGAACACAUCAUCGUUAAUCCCAAUGCUGCCUAUGACAAGUUCAAGGACAAGAGAGUGGGGACGAAGGGGCUCGAUUUCUCAGAUCGUAUUGGGAAAACCAAGAGGACAGGCUAUGAGUCUGGAGAAUAUGAGAUGCUUGGAGAAGGCCUGGGAGUGAAGGAGACACCCCAGCAGAAGUAUCAGCGGCUCCUGCAUGAGGUCCAGGAGCUGACAGCGGAAGUGGAGAAGAUCAAGACCACAGUGAAGGAGUCAGCCACAGAGGAGAAGCUGACCCCCGUGGUCCUGGCCAAACAGCUGGCAGCCCUGAAACAGCAGCUGGUUGCCUCCCACCUGGAGAAGCUGCUGGGACCAGACGCUGCAAUCAACCUUACUGACCCUGAUGGAGCCCUGGCAAAGCGCCUGCUGCUGCAGCUGGAGGCCACUAAGAACAGCAAAGGGAGCUCGGGAUGCAAGGGGGCUGGCAGCACCUCCACAGACAGCAGCCUUGUCACCUACGAACUCCAUUCUCGGCCUGAGCAGGACAAGUUCUCUCAAGCCGCAAAAGUUGCAGAACUUGAGAGGCGCCUGACUGAGCUGGAGGCCACUGUUCGCUGUGACCAGGAUGCCCAGAACCCCCUUUCUGCAGGUCUGCAGGGAACCUGUCUGAUGGAGACUGUAGAGCUGCUACAGGCCAAGGUGAACGCCCUGGAUCUUGCGGUUUUGGACCAAGUAGAAGCUCGACUACAGAGUGUCCUGGGGAAAGUGAAUGAGAUCGCCAAGCAUAAAGCCUCUGUAGAGGAUGCGGACACACAGAGCAAGGUGCACCAGCUGUAUGAAACCAUCCAGCGCUGGAGCCCCAUCGCCUCAACCCUCCCGGAACUAGUGCAGAGGCUCAUCAGCAUCAAGCAGCUGCACGAGCAAGCCAUGCAGUUUGGUCAGCUUCUGACACACUUGGAUACCACUCAGCAGAUGAUUGCCAGUUCUCUCAAAGACAAUACCACCCUCCUGACCCAGGUGCAGACAACCAUGCGUGAGAACUUGGCCACAGUUGAGGGCAACUUUGCCAGCAUUGACGAACGGAUGAAGAAGCUGGGGAAGUGAGCACCCUGGGCAGAUGGAGAACGGAAAUCCCAGCCCCUCUGAACUGUUAACACCUCCCAUGGAUUUCCCUCUCACCUCAACUCUCGCAACCCCUUUCUGUUUGACACUGGGAGCGAGGGCUCUUGCAUGUGGGGUCUACACACUUCCCCUAAUGAAUAGAGUGGUAGCUGGGGGAGGGGGUAUUCAAUGGUGGUCUCCCCAUGGGCCCAGAGGAUUAAGGACACAGGCCUAGCCCCACACCAGCUCCUGUUCAGUACUACUUGGCCUGAUGUGGGGAUCGCAGGACUCCUGUCUUCCAGCAGUUUCUGUGGCUGACUGUAAUCCUGUACAUCAGAUUCCGACCAUUAAAUGCUAUUGUACUCUG
This is a messenger RNA of Ochotona princeps (American pika), 1715 nucleotides long. It is a transcript of the gene DCTN2, whose product is annotated as dynactin subunit 2. The record is from RefSeq and is a predicted model, not a curated record. Gene Ontology annotation, cellular component: cytoplasm; centrosome; dynactin complex. Lineage: Eukaryota; Metazoa; Chordata; Mammalia; Lagomorpha; Ochotonidae. Gene Ontology annotation, biological process: mitotic spindle organization. The transcript is spliced from 14 exons. The coding region runs from base 143 to 1351 and encodes 402 amino acids.